CAUUUGUCCCUAUCCCCCAAUUUCUAACCUAACCUUGGAUGAAUAAUCUCGCCGGCCAACAUUCCGCUCUCCGACCAAAAAUUCACUCCGCCGUCCUCCGCUUCUUACUCGACAAGGUUCACUUUCUCAAAUCUAGAGCUUCAACAUGACAGGAUAAGGAUUCAUGCUCACACCCAGAUCAGUGAAUCCCACCACAACUUCACCGCCAAUUUCACCUUCCAAUUCCUGUAACAAGAACCAAAAGCACCUUAUAUUGGACAGAAUCACGACCCUUCUUUCUUCUAUGCAUUUCUCAUGAUCUUUGGCUACCGCUUGCUCAAUUUAAGAAGUUUCAAUUUGUGAUGUAGGGUUUUUUUUUCCUUUGAAGAAGGAGAAAAGGAAGGCAACUGAAGCACAGCGGCGACGUUGAUCGUCGAGCGAGGCGAGUAGAGCAGAAGGGCCACCGAAGUAGAGCAGCGGCACCGAUGGUCGGGCGAGGCGUGCAGGAGUAGAGGGAGGCGGCAACUCGUCGGGAAAGAUAGACGGAGAGGGAAGCUCGCCAACGUUAGGUGAAGUUUAGGCGAUUUAUUUUUGGGGGCAAAAUCAUCCAUUCAGUAUAAUUUAGAGCGAUUAAUUUAAAAACUUAGAACGAUAAAUAUGCUGAAUUCAGUUUGAGAAAUGUGACCAAAACGAUUGGGUACACGGAACUUUAGACCAAACUAGAAUAUUAAUCCAAUAACAAAUGUCUUUGUAAAGGGAAAACAAUAUUAAAAAGCACGUUGAGUUUUAUGAAAUAUAAGGUUAAACACGUGCACGGUGAGGCGGACGCAUCAUCGACAUGGAAACACAAAAAUGUUUGUUAGAACCAAGUUGCGAUUGUUUGCGGGGAAGAAAGACUUUACUCCCCUCCACUACAGAUUGGACUGGAGCGAAGCGGGAAACUGGAAACCUAUCUCCACUGCCUGCAUUUAUGAUUCCCACACCAACUUCUGUUUCUGGAGAAAAAAUGAUUCCUCGUUCGUUGAUCGCAUCCCUCAUCCGGACAAAAAAACAAAAAGGAAAAAAAAAAAAAAUUCCUUUCUCUUCCUUCCUUCUCACGACAGUCCUCCACCUCCUUCCCCUGCCACCGCCAACGCCGCCGCUUCCACCUCGCUUUCUUUCCGGCCCCAAGCUUUCUUCGCUUCCACGCCUCUGCUUCCUUCCCCUCCAAUUUUCCUUGACGUCCACUCUUCAAUUUCUCCGACUAAACGCUAAAACUAGCAGUCCGACCCACUCCAUCGCCAUUGACUUCAUCACUCAUCACUCUUCCUUCCCCCCAUUUUCGACUCUACUGCUUACAAUUUUAAACCAAACUUUCACGCAUUCCCAAGCUUAAAGAUUCCGACUUUCAUGGAGUGACGACGAAGAACACUUCUUUUCACCCCCAUUCCACUCUGUUCUUCUCCCAAACCAUGGCAACUUCCUCCGCCGCGGCGUCGUUUAGCUCCCUCCUCUUCCGUUCCCCGACGUCCCUCCGCCGAUGGGACACCAAUUCCUCCUCCUUCUCGGUGUCCUUUCCCGGGAGCGGCGCACGGUUAGCGAGGCUCUCUGUUCUUCUUCCCAAUCCGCCGCCGCCGCUGACGACGACGACUCCACUCCAAUCAUCGCCGUUCUCCGGUCGGGUUCGCACUCUGCUCGGAUCCCCGACUCCGAGAUUUAGGGAUUUCGAGGUUCGGUCUUGUUCGAAUGGGAGCCCCGAAGACGGCGGCGGCGGAAGGGGAAAGGAAGGAGAGGGAUCCGGCACCACCGGCGGCAUGAUAAUGGCGAGCUCCGCGGCCACGAUCGGGCUGGCGGUGGCAAAUCGGGUCCUGUACAAGCUAGCCCUGGUUCCGAUGAAGGAUUACCCUUUUUUCCUCGCUCAAUUCACCACUUUCGGGUAUGUGGUGAUUUACUCGUCGAUAUUGCAUAUGCGGUACCGUGCAGGGAUAGUGACUGAUGAAAUGCUGGCCCUCCCCAAGUCUCGUUAUGUCGCCAUUGGCGCUUUUGAAGCUGUUGGAACCCUGAUUGGAAUGUACGCGGCAGCAAAUCUACCUGGACCUUCUAUACCUCUAUUGCAUCAGACAUUUUUGGUGUGGCAGCUUGCUUUCUCAAGCAUUUUCUUGGGACGAAGGUACUCAUACGGCCAAAUGGCUGGCUGCUUGCUUGUAGCUCUUGGUGUAGUAAUGGCUGUGUCAAGUGGAUCGAACGAAGAGUCCAUGUUAUCUGGCAGCGAGUACAUGUGGGCGGGUGUGAUGAUACUAUCCAGUGCUCUUCACUCCGGUGCCAUGAUACUAAAGGAAUUCGUGUUUCUUGAUGCUUCUGAAAAGCUCAAGGGAAAAUCGCUUGACAUAUUUGUCGUCAAUACACUGGGGUCUGGAUUUCAGGCUCUUUUCGUGCUUCUCUUUCUGCCCCUCAUGUCAAACUUCAAGGGCAUUCCGCUUGCACAACUUCCAUUGUACCUGAAAAGUGGCACUGGCUGCUUUCUCAAUCUCUGGUCAGACUCUCCAGAUUGCACCGGUGCUCCACUGCUCCCAAUGCUGUACAUAGCCGCUAACUUGACCUUCAACAUGUCCAUGCUCAACUUAAUGAAGCUUUCAUCUGCCGUCGUAUCCUCUCUGGCCACAACAUUAGCAGUGCCAUUGUCGAUCUAUGUUCUAUCGCUUCCAUUACCGUAUCUUCCCGAAGGAUCAACCUUGAGUCCAUACUUCCUGGUCGGGAGCGCGACUCUUGUGUCUGGUCUCGUCCUCUACAAUUUGGCUCCAGCUCAGAAGCAAACUAGUGAAUAGCUUAACAUAGUAAAGAAAACCCUUUUACCUCUUCUAACCUUGCUCAUACCUUUGAAUAGCCUUCAAUUUAGCUACGUUGUGCCGUUCUCUGCGGCUCUUUGUUUCGGCCGUCUUCGAGCCAGCCUGUUAAGUGUUCCAUCAGUAGUAGUUUCCUUAGCUGCGUUUUAUGUAAUAUGUCUCAAUCGACAUAUAGUUUCUCUGUGGUGGCACGUAAUGUAUCGGGAAUUCUAAUGUGCCGUGAAGGUUAAACAGAAGUAUCACAAAUUGGGACGGGAUAAAAUAACAACACAUUU
Linum trigynum is the source of this 3076-nucleotide messenger RNA. The record is from the annotation of a GenBank genome assembly. NCBI's taxonomy places the organism in Eukaryota, Viridiplantae, Streptophyta, Magnoliopsida, Malpighiales, Linaceae.